Molecule: messenger RNA, 3153 nt
Organism: Racocetra fulgida
Lineage: Eukaryota; Fungi; Glomeromycota; Glomeromycetes; Diversisporales; Gigasporaceae
Source: the annotation of a GenBank genome assembly
AUGGACGGCGAUUACCAGGAAAUGGCUUACCCUAUGGGAGAUCAGCUUGAUUACUCUUCAAAUGUACUACAGGAGAUGCCGACGCAAGCUGUCGAGGAAGAUUUAGAAGGCGAUCCCACACAAUAUCAAGAAAACUACGCUCAAGACGAUCUACAAGAUUCCGAAAUACAACCCGAUAUUACACAAGAAGAUUGUUGGACAGUUAUAUCAUCGUUUUUUCAUGAUAAAGGACUUGUUCGCCAACAACUCGAUUCGUUUGACGAAUUUGUACAAAACACCAUGCAAGAAAUUGUUGAUGAAAAUAAAAAUUUAGUACUACAAACUUUUUCAGGAAGCCAAACGGGAGAUGGUGAUAAAGCAGUAUGUUCAGAUAUAAUCCUUUCACAAAGAGAAAAUCAAGAUCUGAAAAGAUUUUAUAUUCGAUUCGGUCAAGUUUAUCUUUCGAAACCUACAAUGACCGAAGCAGAUGGUAGUGUCCAAGCGAUGUUUCCACAAGAAGCACGCCUGCGAAAUCUGACUUAUGCGGCACCGCUUUAUGUCAACAUGAAAGAAGAAGCAUUAUACGCCGAUCCCAGAGCUCCAGAGAAUAGGGGAAAGCCAACAUUGGCCGAAAUGUUUGAUGAAAAUAAGUUAAAAGAUGAUCCAAAAGAAGAAACUUACGACAAAGUUUUUGUUGGAAAGGGUGGUUAUUUCAUCAUCAAUGGAUCCGAAAAAGUAUUGAUCGCUCAAGAAAGAAUGGCAACAAAUACUGUAUAUGUAUUUGCAAAAUCCCCUCCCUCACCUUAUUCGUACACUGCCGAGAUAAGAAGUGCUAUGGAAAAAGGAUCAAAAUUGGCUAGUUCAUUGGUUGUCAAAAUGCUAGCAAAGACAGCCGAGAAAGGAUCGACCGGACAAUUCAUCCAAGCAACUAUGCCUUACAUUAAGAAAGAUGUACCAGUGGUAAUCGCUUUCCGGGCCCUUGGCGCCGUUUCUGAUCAAGAUUUUCUUCAAUAUGUUUGCUAUGAUCCUAACGAUAAUCAAAUGAUGGAAGCAUUAAAACCGUGUAUUGAGGAAGCGUUUGCAGUUCAAAGUACUGAAGUUGCUGCCGAUUGGAUUGGACGUAGAGGGACAACCACCGGCGCUACUAGAGAUAAGCAAUUAUUGCCUCAUGUCUCAACUGAAUAUGGAUGCGAAAAACGAAAAGCAUUCUUUCUAGGAUAUAUGGUGCACCGACUUUUACUGGCUGCUCUCGGGCGUCGAGAGUUGGAUGACCGUGAUCACUACGGGAAGAAAAGAAUGGAUCUUGCAGAAUUUAAUCUUCAUUUGGCAAUUAAGGCACAAACGAUUACUAAUGGCCUUAAAUAUUCUCUUGCAACUGGUAAUUGGGGUGAUCAAAAAAAGGCUAUGCAGUCACGAGCGGGUGUUUCUCAAGUGCUAAAUCGAUAUACUUUCGCAUCAACUCUAUCCCAUUUGAGAAGAUGUAAUACUCCAAUGGGAAGAGAUGGAAAGAUUGCCAAACCACGCCAGUUGCACAAUACCCAUUGGGGUAUGGUGUGUCCUGCCGAAACUCCAGAAGGACAGGCUUGCGGUUUAGUUAAGAACCUUUCCUUAAUGUCAUAUAUCUCAGUUGGAAGUUCUUCAAAGCCAAUAAUAGACUUCUUGGAAGAAUAUGGCAUGAUAAAUUUGAAUCAACAAUUUGAUCCUGCAAAUAUUAGAGACAAUACAAAAGUUUUUGUAAAUGGUAAAUGGGCAGGUAUUUCCGCUGCGCCUGAACAAUUAGCUAAUACGCUUAGGGGCUUGAGACGAAGUGUUGAUGUGAGCCCCGAAGUUAGUGUUGUUAGGGACAUUCGUGAAAAAGAACUAAGAAUUUAUACUGAUGCUGGAAGAGUAUGUAGACCUUUAUUCAUUGUAGAAGAACAAUGUUUAAAAAUAAGUAAAGAACUUAUACAUAACCUGGACGUUAAUAAGCUUGUAAAUGCGGAAGAAGAAGAAACAGUUAUGAUCUGUAUGACUCCUGAAGAUUUAGCAGCGUCAAGGUAUUAUUAUCAAACUGGUGUUACACCAGCGUCAAAAGCACAUGAAAAAGACGUGGCAGCUCGUGUUAAAAGUGAAACAAAUUUAUACAUACAUACUUGGACACACUGCGAAAUUCAUCCUAGUAUGAUACUAGGAAUUUGUGCUAGUAUUAUUCCUUUCCCUGAUCAUAAUCAGUCACCGCGUAAUACUUAUCAAUCCGCUAUGGGUAAACAAGCAAUGGGCAUUUACGUAACAAAUUAUCAGUUACGAAUGGACACUUUGGCAAAUAUUUUGUAUUAUCCGCAAAAACCUUUAGUUACAACGCGAGCUAUGGAAUUUUUAAGAUUCCGUGAAUUGCCAGCAGGUCAAAAUGCUAUUGUAGCAAUUCUUUGUUAUAGUGGUUAUAAUCAAGAAGACUCAGUAAUUAUGAAUCAAAGUAGUAUAGAUAGAGGAUUAUUUAGAAGUAUUUUUUAUAGAAGUUAUAUGGAUCAAGAAAAAAAAGUGGGCAUAUUAUCUAUUGAAGAAUUCGAUAAACCGACAAGAGAAACUACCUUACGUCUCAAACAUGGCACAUAUGAAAAAUUAGAGGAGGAUGGUUUAAUUGCACCUGGUACAAGAGUAUCCGGUGAUGAUAUAAUUAUUGGGAAGGUUACACCUAUUCCAGAGCACACUAUUGAACUUGGUCAACGAAAAGAUUCCCAUACACAUAGAGAUGCUUCCACACCAAUGCGAAGCACAGAAAAUGGUAUCGUAGAUCAAGUGAUGGUAACAACAAAUGCCGAAGGAAUGAAAUUCGUUAAAAAAGGUACUAUUGGAAUUACAUAUCGACAGGAAGAUAUGCCAUUUACUUCUGAAGGAAUUACACCAGAUCUUAUUAUAAAUCCUCAUGCCAUCCCAAGUCGUAUGACAAUCGGUCAUUUAGUCGAAUGCUUAUUAGGAAAGGUUUCAACACUCACUGGCCAAGAAGGUGAUGCUACGCCGUUCACUGAUGUGACGGUUGAAGCUAUUUCACACAGUUUGCGACAAAAUGGUUACCAUUCUCGAGGGUUUGAAGUAAUGUAUAAUGGCCAUACAGGACGCAAGUUAGCUGCACAAGUGUUCUUAGGACCGACAUAUUAUCAACGAUUGAAGCAUAUGGUGGAUGAUAAAAUUCAGUAA